GCUGUGCACACAGCACCCCCGACCUCCCCUCCUCCUCCUUCUUCUCUGACAGCUUUGCUCCACCAGCUCUGCACUGUGCCGGCCUUGAGAGGAGUAAGGGAGCAGAAAGAGGCACUAGAAGAGAGGAUUUGCUCAACCGAGGAGAGACGGACAGGGGAGAGGGACCAUGGCUGCUCUCUCUGCCUUGCUGAAGACCUGGGUUAUUCUGCAGACCUUGUGCCUGGUUUUGGCUCAAGUGAGGGGUCCACCUGGACCUCCGGGCCCGCCAGGCCCACCCGGCCCCUCUGGCACUCCUGGGUCAGAUGGCAUUGAUGGAGAGAAAGGGCGUCCCGGGUCACCUGGCCCACCAGGGCAGAAGGGAGAGCCAGGAGAGCCAGGUCCUGACGGAUCACCCGGGGAGAAUGGCAUUGAUGGUUUGAUUGGAGCAAAGGGUGACCGAGGUCCUAUCGGGAGACCUGGACCAAAGGGUCAACCAGGUCCAACUGGUGAGCCCGGAACUCCUGGACCUGGCCUUCCAGGACUGGCUGGUAUUCCAGGCCCAAUUGGUCUCCCUGGUGAGAUCGGACCAACUGGACCAAAGGGUAUCCUUGGACCACCGGGACCUCCAGGACUUCCUGGACCUCCGGGCAAGCCGGGUCCUCCAGGCAAGUUUAUUGUUGGAGAAGAGGGUAGUGCAGAUUUCGAGUGUCCUCUCAACUGCCCAGCAGGACCUAAAGGCCCACAGGGACUGCAGGGAGUCAAGGGACACAAAGGACGUGCCGGUGCUCUCGGAGAUCCUGGCAGCAUUGGAAGACCGGGCCCCAAGGGAGAAGUUGGCAUCUCUGGGGAGCAGGGCAUCCCAGGACCUUCAGGUCCCAUGGGUCUGAGUGGUUAUCCAGGAAUGAUGGGGCCCAAAGGAGAACCAGGCCCUGGUGGGUACAAGGGCAUCGGCGGACCAGUAGGACCUCCUGGGCCACCUGGUGAAGAAGGACCUCGUGGACCACCUGGAGAGCCAGGCGAUAAAGGAGACAAAGGCAGCCGAGGUAUCCAAGGCCCACAGGGUGCAGUUGGCAAAAAGGGAGAGAAUGGUCUGCCGGGUAUUGAUGGGAAAGAUGGCACACCUGGCAUUCCUGGAAUCAAGGGUGGCCCCGGUCAGGCUGGGAUGCCCGGUCCUCCUGGUCCUCAGGGAGCAGCGGGAUUACCUGGCAGCCCAGGAGCUAAAGGUGGACCUGGAGCAAAGGGGGAACCUGGACCUAGAGGUCAUGUUGGCUUGCCUGGGCCCUCUGGACCUUUGGGUGAGCCUGGUAUUCCUGGUGAGCCUGGUAUGCAAGGAAUCCCUGGACCUAAGGGCGACAGAGGGGAGCGAGGACCAGUUGGGCCACAGGGAGCAGCCGGCAAGCCUGGAAGCAAAGGAGAGAGAGGGCCCAUCGGUGUGCCUGGCGCCCAGGGUCUCAGUGGAACAAAGGGAGACAAGGGCUUCCAAGGAAAAGUCGGGUCAAAGGGGGGCAUUGGUGACCCCGGAGUCGAGGGAUUGGCUGGCGAAAAAGGCGAAAAGGGUUUGUCUGGCGAACCUGGGCCCAAAGGACAGCAAGGAAUCAGGGGUGACACUGGACACAAUGGACCCACUGGAGAUCCUGGCAAACCAGGAGACCAGGGACCACUGGGGCUGCCCGGUCCUAGGGGGCUUAAUGGAGAACGAGGAGUACCCGGUAUGCCGGGCAUUCAGGGACCAGCAGGACGUGAUGCAUCUGACCAGCAUAUUGUUGAGGUUGUGCUGAAGAUGAUGCAGGAGAGGCUAGCGGCCGUGGCAGUAAGCGCCAAGAGGGCUGUGCUUGGUGGUGCAGGUGUAAUGGGGUCUCCCGGACCGCCUGGACCUCCAGGGGCAUCUGGGCCUCAGGGACCACAUGGCUUACCUGGUGCCCGCGGCAUCCCCGGCAUUAUUGGAGCACCUGGGCAAAUUGGAAACACAGGGCUUAAGGGAAAAAGAGGUCCAAAGGGAGUGAGAGGUGAUCCAGGUAGACCUCACUCAGGUCCACCAGGAGCUCCAGGAAUACAAGGCCCCCCUGGUAUCGAUGGAGUGGCUCGGGACGGUAGGCCCGGAGAGAGAGGACCUCAGGGAACACCUGGAGAGGCCGGUCGCCCCGGUAAGUCGGGCCCGCCGGGUCUCCUGGGAUUCUGCGAGGCAGCGAUGUGCCUGGCCGCGUCUGCUUACACCUCACCAAGACUACAGGAGGCGGGAACGAUCAAAGGACCCAAUGUUUAGAGGCCCCGUCUCCCCAUAAGCAGAUCACAGCACCUGGGAGAGAGGGAGCAAGGCAAGGAAAAAAAAAAAAGGCGAGAGACCACUCUUCUCAACAUCAAGAACGAGAGGUGGGGGGGGACAAUAAUAGUACAUUGACUGCAUGUGUAGCCCCCCCCACCGCUCCUUCCUAGAACUGACAACCUGAAGUUUUGACUGGUGGGACAUCAUGAUCUUAAUCCUCCACAUCACCAUGACAACAGCAGCUCACAGCCACCCACCUCCGUCUGAAAUCUCAAGUGUUUUUUUUUGGAUGUCGGUGUCAGCGCCGUCCAAAUAUCCCAGUCCUGCUCAAGCAGUGAAAGAGGAACAGAUUUUAUAUUACAUCUCUCUUUUUUUUUUUUGGUCUCUCACCAAG
Molecule: messenger RNA, 2636 nt
Organism: Pundamilia nyererei
Lineage: Eukaryota; Metazoa; Chordata; Actinopteri; Cichliformes; Cichlidae
Gene: col9a2
Product: procollagen, type IX, alpha 2
Exons: 32
Coding region: 167-2242 (691 amino acids)
Biological process (GO): extracellular matrix organization
Molecular function (GO): extracellular matrix structural constituent conferring tensile strength
Source: RefSeq, a predicted model, not a curated record